Mus pahari (shrew mouse) is the source of this 902-nucleotide messenger RNA. It is a transcript of the gene Guca1a, whose product is annotated as guanylate cyclase activator 1A. NCBI's taxonomy places the organism in Eukaryota, Metazoa, Chordata, Mammalia, Rodentia, Muridae. The record is from RefSeq and is a predicted model, not a curated record. Gene Ontology annotation, biological process: visual perception; positive regulation of guanylate cyclase activity. Gene Ontology annotation, molecular function: calcium ion binding; calcium sensitive guanylate cyclase activator activity. Gene Ontology annotation, cellular component: photoreceptor inner segment; cone photoreceptor outer segment. The transcript has 4 exons. The coding region runs from base 192 to 803 and encodes 203 amino acids.
GGCAUCUCUAGUUUGGGUGUGAGUUACAGGGCUCAUCUCCCUUUCUAGUCCCGACUCACAGGGCGGUCUUUACUUAGGCCAGUGAGAGGGGAGGUCCCGAAGCCAAGUCACCCCUCCUUGUGCAGGAGGCAUUAGAAAAAUAAGACCUACCUGUCCAUCUAGGGCAUCCGUCUCUCGUGAGAGCCUGGACCAUGGGCAACGUCAUGGAGGGCAAGACGGUGGAAGAGCUGAGCAGCACCGAGUGCCAUCAGUGGUACAAGAAAUUCAUGACGGAGUGCCCGUCUGGCCAGCUCACCCUCUAUGAAUUCCGCCAGUUCUUUGGUCUCAAGAACCUGAGCCCCUCAGCCAGCCAGUAUGUGGAACAGAUGUUUGAGACCUUUGACUUCAACAAGGAUGGCUACAUUGACUUCAUGGAGUACGUGGCCGCCCUCAGCCUGGUCCUCAAGGGCAAAGUGGAACAGAAGUUGCGCUGGUAUUUCAAGCUCUACGACGUCGACGGCAACGGGUGCAUAGACAGGGAUGAGCUGCUCACCAUCAUCCGGGCCAUCCGAACCAUUAAUCCCUGGAGUGACUCAUCCAUGAGCGCCGAGGAAUUCACAGAUACCGUGUUUGCCAAGAUCGACAUCAACGGGGAUGGGGAACUGUCUCUGGAGGAGUUUAUGGAAGGGGUGCAGAAGGACCAGAUGCUCCUGGACACGCUGACCCGAAGCCUGGACUUGACCCGUAUCGUGCGCAGACUCCAGAAUGGUGAACACGAGGAGGCAGGCGCUGGCGACCUGGCAGCAGGGGAGGCUGUGGGUUGAGCCUCACCCUGUGGCUUCUGCAUGCUGAGGGCUGGCCCCGUGCGGUGCCUGGAGUGGUUGUUCUGUUCUUGUCUUAACAUUACAUAGAACCUCCUGAAC